UCGUGGGCUGCGCCUUCAAAAAAAAAAAAAAAACCACCUGGAAGAGGCUCGCGCGAACGGCACCGCCUUGAGGGCUGGCUCGCUCGUGCGACAGGCGGAUUAAAAAAAAAAAAAAAAAAAAGGCACAAUAAUAUGCAAAUCGGGCUCCGAGGUUCUUGAGUGGUGUCGCCAGCGCGCGAGGGGAACGUUUCUCUUCGCGCCCGGCGGCCAAGUUCUGGCUCGCGCUCCUCCUUCCUCGACGCGGGGCAUGUUCUAAGGAGCGCCGAGCUUGUAGCCCAAGGCCGCCUUUCGGCGCUUCGGCUUCGCGGUUAUGUCUCCCGUCAGCGAGGAGGUGGAAGCGGGGAACGCUCCCUCCGCUCCGCAAGAAAGUGAGUCGGCGGGCGAGGACGAAACGAAAAAGUGGAACGGGGAAUGGUGCCCGCGGGAAGCCUCGCACGCCUCCGGGGUCGCAGAACUGGACUUGGUGGCUGGGCUCGGGGCGACGCAGGGUCCUUCCGAGAAGGAGCAGGGUGAGCCGCCGCUGUUGCAAGGGCACCCGGAGACGGCCGAGCCGCCGGAGGGAGGCUGGGGCUGGGUGGUCAUGCUGGCCUCCAUGUGGUGCAACGGGACUGUCUUCGGGAUCCAGAACUCGUGCGGAAUCCUCUUCAAGUCCUUGCUGACGGAAUUCGGGGACCCCGAAGACGAGCAGCUGAGGUUCAGGACAGCAUUGGUGAAUUCUUUAUCGAUGGGGAUGAUUUUCUUCUGUUCUCCCAUUGUCAGUGUAUUUACCAACAUAUUUGGUUGUCGAAAAGUAGCUGUAGUAGGAGCAGCUGUGGCUUUCGUUGGGCUCCUUUCAAGCUCCUUUGUACGCUCACUUGGACCUCUGUAUUUCACUUACGGAAUCUUGCUUGGCUGUGGCUGCUCAUUUAGCUAUCAGCCAUCCCUGGUCAUUUUGGGACAUUAUUUCAAGAAGCGCCUGGGACUAGUGAAUGGCAUUGUUACUGCCGGGAGUAGUUUGUUUACUAUAACACUGCCUUUUCUUUUAGAUGAACUGGUCAGUUCUGUUGGCCUCUAUUGGACUUUUCGAAUCCUAUGCAUUUUUUUAUUUAUUCUCUUCCUGGCUGGCUUUACUUACAAACCUGUCAUGCCUAAUACCAAACAAAGUGAAAAAGGGAAGAAGUUCAAAUUACCUCCAGCGAAAGAAAUGUGCAAUUUUUACAUUUUCAAAAUUCUGAGUUAUAGAAUCUGGGCUCUGGGGAUUCCAGCUGCUUUAUUUGGAUAUUUCAUACCUUAUGUUCAUCUACUAACCCACGUGAAAGAACGUAUUGGUGAACAUGUUCCAGAUGUGACACUUCUGCUUUGUCUUGGCAUUACUUCAGGAAUUGGUCGACUGGUCUUUGGCAGAAUUGCAGAUUAUAUUCCUGGUGCAAAAAAGGUUUAUCUACAGGUGAUAUCCUUUUUUUUAAUUGGCCUGAUGUCUAUGAUGAUCCCGUUAUGCAAAUCCUUUGAAGCUCUUAUUGUUGUCUGCCUUAUCAUGGGCCUUUUUGAUGGAUGCUUCAUUUGUAUCAUGGCACCCAUUGCUUUUGAGUUAGUUGGUGCACAUCAUGUUUCUGAAGCAAUUGGAUUCCUUUUGGGCUUGAUGUCUAUACCAAUGACAGUUGGCCCACCUAUUGCAGGAAAGUUACGGGAUCUCCUAGGCACUUAUGAUGUGGCAUUCUACCUAGCAGGAGUUCCACCUAUUAUUGGAGGAGCUAUAUUAUGUGCUAUCCCAUGGGUGCAUGAAAAGAGGAAACACAAAGAACAAGCUACACCUGUGAAUGGAGAAACCACAGAAAAAAUGCUGGAAAUCAUCCCCUCCCCUGUAUCGGACUCGUAUGAGAAACCUAGCAAAGAAUCAGAAACUGUUAUUUAAUAUUGCUAUUUUUUUCUACCAGAUUGAAUUUAUUUUUAUAAAAUUAUGUAGCUUUCUGUUUAUAAACGAGUGAUCAUGAUCAUGCUUAUUGGCAAAGCUAUGACGAGCAGUGUGGAAAUAGUAUCAAGAAAUCUUUUCAGCUGUUUUUGGUUGCAUUUACAAAAUACGUUUCCACUUUUAUAUGACCAAUGUUAUAACUGAAUAUAUGCUAGUGAAUGUGUAGGUAGAGAUAUAUGAAUGUAUAUUUGGGAGUCAAUAUCUGUCCUGUUUUAUCAGCUGAUUUCCUCCCAAUCCCUUCACUUUUAUAAUCUGUCCAGCAGAGUGAUUCAGCUGGAAUUUUUAAUAGCAUCUAGUGGUUUUAAAACUAUUACUGCUAAUUUUUAAAAGUUCCGGGGAUGUAGAUUCAGAAUUUUUUAAAUUGUGGUAAUUGUUUUGCAAAAUGAGAUCUGCUCUAUAGAGUGUUACCAAGUUCAAUAAUUUACAAUGCCUCAUUGUGUGAUUUGCUUCUUGGUGAAGUUUUGGCCUUGUUUGAUUCAGUCCAUGGUAUAUUGCUUCUGAAGGGAAUAUAAGGUCCAGCUUAAUCCAAAUGCAUACCAAUACCUAACACCGUGAUGGUGAACCUAUGGCACGCGUGCCAGAAGGUGGCACUCAGAGCCCUCUCUGCUGGCACGCGCGCUGUCACCCAAGUCAGAUCUCCGUGGCGUUUCUUUCGUGAGCUUCUGUCCCUGCAAAUGAUGAAACAGAAGCUCACGAAAGAAAAAGAUCUUACCUCUUGUUGCACUGCCGGUGUUGGGAUGCCCUGCCUCCCUGGUCAGCUAGUCUUCAGAUCUCUGCUGCGCAUGCAACUGUGCACGCACAUGUGUGCAUGUGCAUGUCUGUGUGCACAUGCACACACCUUUCAUUUUGGGAUGCGCGCACACAUAGUUUGGGCACUCGGUGUCUAAAAGGUUCACCAUCACUGACCUAACAUAACUUACAAUUACAGCAUUUAUUUUUAUAAUAUUGAUAUGUACAGGAUAAAACAGAAUAUUAUAAAUGCAAUACUGACACUUAUUAGUUUUUUGUAAAUUUUCUGUUGCUUAAAAUUUAAUAGUUCCAUUCUGUAUUGCUUCCUGUCUCAAUAUAGAUAGUACUAUAGUAAAGUUAGGGCUAUUUCAUACCAAAUAGUUCAAUUAAAGGCUGGUUUUUUUUUCAUGUGUAUAUGGGAAAGUAUGUGCUGAAACACAUGACCAUCGUGUCAUUUAGUGCCUAGGAAUUAUAGUUCAAGCAAUUAUUUGUUAAUAAGGUUUUAAAAUUACAGGUAGUCCUCACCUUAUGACCAUAACUGGGAUUGCAACUUUUGUUGCUAAGUAAAGCAGUUAUUAGAUAAGUCAUGCCCAAUUUUAUGACCUUUUUGCCAUGAUUGUUAAGCAAGUCACAUGGUCAUUUAGUAAAUCCGGCCUCACCCAUUGACUUUGCUGGUUAGAAGCCCCCUAUGAAGGUUAUAAAUGAUGAUCACAUGAAGCAGGACACUGUACCUGUCAUAAAUACAUGCCAGUUGCCAAACACCCCAAUUUUAAUCACUGUGGGGAUUCUACGAUGGUUGUAAAUGUAAGGACCAGUUGUAAUUCAUUUUUUCCAGUGCCUUUGUAACUUCAAGUAGUCCCUAAAGAAAUGGUCAUAAGUCAAGGACUAUCUGAACAUAUGUUAAGUACACUGACGUGAAUUUUUCAGUUAUAUUUGCAUGUUUUUAUUAUUGAUUCAGAGUUCAGCAAUUUUACAUGUGAAAUGCUUUCUCUGUUGUUUUAUUUUCAAAUCAAAAGAUAUAUUUAAGAUAGCAUUAAUUAUUCAAGUUUCAGUAUUGCCGUGCAUUUCUCUGGUCCUUCCUGUGCAAUAGCACAAUUAUUAAAAAUAACAAUCCUGUGGAUGAAGGCCAAUUCUAAUUCUAUCUUGCUCAGGUCCUGUGCUCUGUACCAACAGCAGAAACAAGCAGGAUAGAUACUGAGAAUGACAUGGCAACACCCACAUGGGUUAUCUCUCAGUAUUUUGAAAUUAAAGCUGCAUUUGGCUGAAUAGAUGUGGUACCUUUCCAUGUCUUGCCGUAUUCUAUCCUUUUUUCUCAAUAGACACAUUUUGCAGAAUCCAGUUCAUCUUGGCAGCUCCUUAGACCUCCAGCUGAAGGAUGUAAACUGACCAUCAAUUAUGUACUAUGUACAUACUCAUACUUUUUUUCACCUGCAGUAAGCAACAUUAUGCAGUGUGCAAAAUAAGAAAUAGUGAGCCCGUCAAAUUAAAGCCUCAAGAUAAGAAAACAUGUGACUAAAUCUGAUUUAGUUUCAUGCUAAAGUAUUUCAUCACUUCAAAUCAUUUCACUCUCCACCUAGUCUCCAAAGAACUUUAAGAAGCAAUGAAUGUUAACUAAUCAAGGAGAGAACCAACCUAGAACUAAAGAGAAAUUUCCUGACAGAACAAUUAAUCAGUGGAAUGACUUGCCUCCAGAAGUUGUAAAUGCUCCAAUGCUGGAGGUUUUUAAGAAGAGAUUGGACAACCAUUUGUCUGAAAUGGUAUAGAGUUUUCUACUUGAGAAGGCGAUUGGAUAGAAGACUUCCAAGGCCCCUUCCAACUCUGUUAUUACGUUAUUCUAUUUGAGAAUAGAAUGGUAUUUGACCAUUUUCACCCACUUCUAAAAUAAUCUUUUUAGUUCCAUCAAAGCUUUUCCUCUGCCUUUUUCAUUCUUGAGUGCUUCUUGCUCAAUUUGACUACAUUUUUUCAGCUAUAUAUUUUCCUUUUUACAUUAUAAAUCUAUCAGCUACACUUUUUAUACUUUCUAUUAGCAUUAUAUCACAUACUUCUGCGGCACUCAAUGAUUGAUUACUUAUGCGCCAUCAAGUGAGUGUUGACUCUUAUCAGCCAGAUAGAUACAUUUUCUCCAUGACAGCCUGUCUUAACCUGAUCUUUCAGCAUCAGUGUUUUCGUUCUAUUCCAGUGUCUAGAUCCUUUCACCUUAUCUACCCUUUUCAUUCAUAUUUUUCAUGGAGGACUUAUUAUCCUACUGGGGUCAUUCUAGUUUCAGUCAUAUUUUGUUUUAGGGUUUCCCCAUUAAGUUCUCUUUUCCCUCAAAUCCAUUCUUUACACUAUUCAAAAAUGGUGGUAGUUUCAUAAACACAACCUCUCUACAUCCUUACAUUCUUUACUAAUUCUCUUAACCUUUCAUCAUAAUCAUUUUUGCACAUGAAUAUAUUUACAUUUAAACUACAUAUUUGAAAAAGAUUUUUCUAAGCAGACAUUUACCAGUUACCAUCCUCAUUUGUUCUUGGGUCUCUGAAUUGCUCAUUUAGUUUUUUGUGUUCUCUCACCUUGUUCAAACCCAUCCAUUGAUGGUACCCAACAAAAUAAUUUUUCCUACAUCAUAUUCAUUCACAACAUCGCACAAUUUUACUAAAACUCAUCGCUGGCAUGUACACCAUUUACUAGAGCUAUUGUCAACCUACAGAAUAUUAAUUUUAUAAAUAUAACAUUUUUUUGACAGCAAUUCAUCCUUUCUGACAUAGAUUUUAGCUUUCAUUUGUCAUUAUAUCUCCUCUGCAUGUAUUCAUCAACCCCAGAAUAUUAGAGUAAUUUCACUCACUUCUUGAUUUUUGUUUGGUUUAAGAAAAUCCUGUCCAGAAUGAGACACUUUGUCAAUCUGCUGGCAUUGAGACCUAACAAACUACCAUAUCCUCCCACUGCCAAUUCUCUCUUGCUGAAGUACUAUCUCCCAUUUUUAUGUUCUAGGAAAGUAUCUAAUUCCUUUUUCUGGGUGGGUUUUACUGGGCAUAUGAAUAGAUAGAAGAAAGAUAAGAUAGGCAGAAUUGAUAAAUACAAAGUUGAAGCAUCAAAAUGCCUAUACAGACACAACAACUAGAAUUAAAGUAAAUUCAUACUAUUCUGUUGGUCUCCAACAUCCUUUAGAGUUAAUUUUAGCAAGAAUGCUGUAUUAGCAGCUUCGCCAUUUUUACAGUCAUGAAGUAGAAAGCAACCCUUUGGACCUGAGGGUUAAAUCCUACUACCCUAAGUGACUGGAAAAAUGAAAAUUGUUGCAAUCUCACAGGGAAAUAUAAAUGACUCAGGGGAAUAAAAACAGUAAUUAAAUACAAGGUUCCAAACCAGCAACCUUCUACCAUAUUUGUUAACAGUGUUAUAAACACUGUACUAUUGUAGCAUUCCUGGUGAAGAUGGUUCUGGAACACGCACAGAGUAACCAUUGAUUCAGCUGUGAGGGUCACUCUUGCCUUUAAGAUGUAGCCAAUGAAGUGCUGGGAUUAGUAUUAAAGGACAUCAGCCAAAGCAGACAGGAGUGCCUGGUAACAGGGGAACAGGGCAGGGCAAAUAAGCCCUUAGUUUCACAGACAUAUAACAUACCUAUAUUUGCUUUUUUCAUUUAAUCAAUUAAUCCAUGCUCUUUAUCAUUUACUCUUAUAUUCCAAGUCACAAUCUAACAUAUGUUGUCACUAGAUGAGCCCAUAACAACUCAUCAAUACCACUCUACUUGUAUUUCUAAAAAAAAUAUAACCAAAGCCAUUUUACACUAAAUGCAUACAUGCUAUGUGAUGCAAGCUAAAUUAUCUACCGUUUAAGAGACUAGCUUGCAUGCCAACAUACUGUUGCUUGCAUCCCACUAAAUAAAAGAGAUAUAAUAUUUUAGCACACAUUCAGCAACUGCAUACCACUCAGCAAAAUCCUAGCAAGACCCAGAUUGCUGUGGCCUCCAGUUCUGGUGACCUAUUUAGUGGUGGUCUUGGACUUUUGGCUCCUGCUCGAGAAGUCAUCUUGUGCACCAAUUGAAUUGAAAAACUGUCUGUUUCUCUGGGCAUUGGGUAUUAUGAUUAUACAAGGUAUUUAAUCAUUUUUCAGUGGUUUAUAAUUUUGGUUUGGCUUCAUUUUUUUCUAUUUUCUGUUGUUUUAUCUAGUUCCUGUUUCUUGUUUUACUUGUAUGUCGCAAUCUCUGAAUUGGGCUGCCAUAUCCAGUAAAUUGAUUAUCUAAAUAAAUGUGAUCAUUACAGCAUCUUUGUCUUUCUAGUGUUUUUUAGCUCCAGGACUCUUGUGAGGCACAGAAAUGUAGCAAGUGAACUUAAAUGGCUUCUUCAAAGGAGAUUCAAAAGCACUGAACAGGCGAAGAUUACCUCUGUAUUUACCAAUAAAAGAUACCCAUGGAAUGGCUUCUGUUAUUUUUGCUUAUUUAUUAGAAACAGCAAGGAGGUGCUUCAAUCAAUUUUAUGCUAUGUUUAUGGAAGAGGAACAUAUACAAUAAAGAAUUUCAUUUCUGA
This is a messenger RNA of Pantherophis guttatus, 7176 nucleotides long. RefSeq names its product solute carrier family 16 member 10 (gene SLC16A10). The record is from RefSeq and is a predicted model, not a curated record. Lineage: Eukaryota; Metazoa; Chordata; Lepidosauria; Squamata; Colubridae. Gene Ontology annotation, cellular component: basolateral plasma membrane. Gene Ontology annotation, biological process: transmembrane transport. Gene Ontology annotation, molecular function: transmembrane transporter activity.